CAGUCCCGCCACAAUGCUCGGGCUCAACCACCACCGUCAUGACGGCGCCAGCACCACCGGGUUUCCUCAGCUCAAAUCUUCAUUUAGCACCAGCGGCUCCUGCAUGACUGGCCUUGCUCACCUGGACACCGGAAAGGACUUCUCCGCGGAUGGCCUCGGCUUUAAUAAGAAGAAAAAGAAAAAGAGACGUCACAGGACAAUCUUCACGAGCUAUCAGCUAGAGGAACUUGAGAAGGCCUUCAAAGAAGCGCAUUACCCCGAUGUAUACGCCCGGGAAAUGCUGUCCCUCAAGACGGAUCUCCCUGAAGACCGCAUACAGGUCUGGUUCCAGAACCGGCGGGCGAAAUGGCGCAAAACCGAGAAGUGCUGGGGACGAAGUACCAUCAUGGCGGAGUACGGGCUGUAUGGUGCCAUGGUCCGCCACUCCUUGCCACUCCCCGAGACCAUCCUGAAGAGUGCCAAAGAGAGCAACGAGUGUGUGGCUCCGUGGCUCCUAGGGAUGCACCGAAAAUCGAUAGAAGCUGCAGAACAGCUGAAGGACGACGGCUGCAACUCGGAUAAGGAGGACCAACACGAGACGUCUUCCAUGACGACAGACAAGAGCGAUAACAGCGCAAACAACUCCUCGUCACAACCGCAACAACAACAACAACAACAACAACAACAACAACAGUCCCAGCUGAAUCACAAUGCCGCAGAGAAUAAGGAAAUGCAUCAGAUUCGGCUUCAAGAUCUUCAGCAUCAAAUUGACCAUCAGAAUCAUCAAUCACCAGCCCUGCAGCUAGCACACACGACCGACCCGGAGGAGUUCCGUAACAACAGUAUCGCGUGUCUGCGCGCUAAAGCACAGGAACACAGUGCAAAGAUUCUGGGUCUGAGUGCAGACGCUGUGAUGUUGGUGAACAGAACCACGCCGACGGUGAACAGCGGGACGACGACGACGGCGGCGGCGUCGGCGGCGGUCUCUCACUGCGACGCGAACGCAAACAGUCUAACGGGUCGUCAGCAUCAAGGGGACGUGCUUCUCACUUCGUCUGAUACGUCGUCGUCCAUGUUCUGACAGCAAUCUACCGGAGACUGAGGUUUGGUCCAGACACUGUGAAACCACUGACUCUCUCUCUGUGUAUUUCUGUACCUCCGCAAACUAAACCUCACACUCGGUUCGAUAAUGAGAAAACAAACACAGCGAACAAAUUGUGCGACACCUGAGUCAGCCUCCCAAACGCUGCGUCAUGCAGCGUUCAUCCGCAUUUACACCACCUCCCGUAGGAUAUUUGAAUUAUAUAGGAAAUUCCGUACUAUCAAUCAAAUAAUUCAUAUGCU
Molecule: messenger RNA, 1323 nt
Organism: Cryptotermes secundus
Lineage: Eukaryota; Metazoa; Arthropoda; Insecta; Blattodea; Kalotermitidae
Product: visual system homeobox 2
Exons: 6
Coding region: 14-1060 (348 amino acids)
Biological process (GO): regulation of transcription by RNA polymerase II
Cellular component (GO): nucleus
Molecular function (GO): sequence-specific double-stranded DNA binding; DNA-binding transcription factor activity, RNA polymerase II-specific
Source: RefSeq, a predicted model, not a curated record